This is a messenger RNA of Otolemur garnettii (small-eared galago), 1455 nucleotides long. It is a transcript of the gene ZNF296, whose product is annotated as zinc finger protein 296. The transcript is spliced from 3 exons. Gene Ontology annotation, biological process: negative regulation of dendrite development; regulation of transcription by RNA polymerase II. The coding region runs from base 1 to 1422 and encodes 473 amino acids. Gene Ontology annotation, cellular component: nucleus. The record is from RefSeq and is a predicted model, not a curated record. Gene Ontology annotation, molecular function: DNA-binding transcription factor activity; RNA polymerase II cis-regulatory region sequence-specific DNA binding. Lineage: Eukaryota; Metazoa; Chordata; Mammalia; Primates; Galagidae.
AUGUCCCGGCGCAAGGUCGGCAGCACGCCCCGCCGAGUAGACCCAGAGCCCGCCGCCAACCCAGACGACGAGAUGGAGAUGCCAGACCUAGUCAUCGAAGUGAAGCCGGAGCCAGACGCGCGGCCCCUGCAGGCCCCAUGGCCGGGGCCCUUUUCCCCUAAGGGGAUGUCCGCGCCUGGGCUGUUCUGGGGCGAACCCCGCAGGUCCCCUGGACCCAUGCCCACUGGGGCCGCCCUCCUCGCUCUCGGCGCGCGGAACCCAUGGACCUUGUGGACGCCGCUGUCUCCUAACCCUCCCGACCGCCAGCCUUGGACCGACAAACACCCAGAUCUGUUGACCUGCGGCCGCUGCCUGCAGACUUUCCCGUUGGAGGCCAUCGUUGCCUUCAUGGACCACAAGAAGCUGGGCUGUCAGCUCUUCAGAGGCCCCAGCCCUUGCCAGGGCUCAGAACGCGAGGACCUAAAGGCAUUGAGCUGUCUCCGCUGUGGCAGACAGUUCACAAGAGCCUGGAAACUGCUGUGCCAUGCCCAAUGGGACCACGGACUCUCCAUCUAUCAGACAGAAUCAGAGGCCCCAGAGGCCCCACUGCUGGGCCUGGCUGAAGUGGCUGCAGCUGUGUCAGCGGUGGUGGGGCCAGCAGCUGAGGCCAAGAGCCCCCAGGUGAACAGCCUCAUCCGGCGGAGCCCCACCUGCCUUGUGUGCAAGAAGACCCUCAGCUCCUUCAGCAACCUCAAGGUGCACAUGCGCUCACACACAGGUGAGCGGCCCUAUGCCUGUGACCAGUGCCCCUAUGCCUGUGCCCAAAGCAGCAAACUCAACCGCCAUAAGAAGACCCACAGGCAGCUACUGCCUCAGAGCCCCUUAAUUGCUGACACCACCCAGGAACUGGCCUCUGCAGCCCCUCCAGAGCCAGCUGCCCAUGCCGCUGCCCCAGCCAGCACCCUCCCCUGCAGCGGUGGAGAGGGGGCAGGAGCUGCUGCUACUGCGGGCAUCCAGGAACCUGGGGCUCCUGGCAGUGGGGCUCAAGCAGGCCCUGAUGGGGACAGCUGGGGAGCCAUCACCAAGGAAGAGAGAAUUGACCCUGCAAACAGUCAGAAGAUGUCACCCAAGAAGACAACUAAGUCAGUGGGCAAGAGCCGUGGGCCUGGGGGCAGCUGCGAGUUCUGUGGGAAGCGUUUCACCAACAGUAGCAACCUGACAGUGCACCGGCGCUCACACACCGGUGAGCGGCCCUACACCUGCGAGCUCUGCCCCUAUGCCUGCGCCCAGAGCAGCAAGCUCAACCGCCAUCGCCGCAUGCAUGGCCUAGGGCCAGGCAGCACCCGCUUUGAGUGCCCCCACUGUUGUGUGCCCUUUGGCCUUCGUGCCACCUUGGACAAACACCUUCGGCAGAAGCACCCUGAGGCUGUGGAGGAGGCCUGAGCAUGGGCAUGCCCUCUCUUGUAGUCCCUGGUA